Molecule: messenger RNA, 3982 nt
Organism: Phoenix dactylifera (date palm)
Lineage: Eukaryota; Viridiplantae; Streptophyta; Magnoliopsida; Arecales; Arecaceae
Gene: UBP26
Product: ubiquitin-specific protease 26
Biological process (GO): protein deubiquitination
Cellular component (GO): cytosol; nucleus
Molecular function (GO): cysteine-type deubiquitinase activity; cysteine-type endopeptidase activity
Source: RefSeq, a predicted model, not a curated record
CCGGUUCGAUUACCCCUAUUCGUGAUUCCGCCUUCUCCUCUUCGGUGUUAGAAAUCUCUCGCCCACCGUCUCUUUUUUUGGAGGGAAGUCUCUCGCUCCGUCGUCUCCCCGUUCUGUGGCAUCGAGAGCUCCAAGAAGGGCAUCAAGAUUCUAGUUUCGAUCAGGAAGUUCUUGCCAGCUUGCACUAACCAAUUAUGCAUUCUUGGCACAGAUUCUUAUUGGACAGAAUAAUUGUGCACAUGACUCAUGAUGUUCAAGCUGAUUCUUUGGAUGUCAUAUAAAUGAAGGAUGCUCAGAACUUAGAUUUUGAUUUAAAUUGGUGGUACAAUGAAUAGACCAAAUACCCGCAACAAAAAUAAGAGACAAAAGACUGAAGAUAACAAUGAUCCUUCCUCUGAGAUCCUGAGGAAGGUUCAUUUAACUGGUGAAAUCUCGAAAGGUGAUAUAUGCCAGCUUUAUUUGGUAUGGAAGCCCAAAUGUCAUGGCUGCCGUGGAAACUCAAAAGAUUCUCCUAAUUGUUUUUGUGGGCUCAUACCACCACCUAAUGGAGCUAGGAAGAGUGGUUUAUGGCAGAAGAUGCCAGAUAUUAUUCAUUCUCUUGGUCCAAAUCCUUGCAAGGACCUUCGUCCAUCGAUAGAUACACCUGCAGGGUUGACUAAUUUAGGUGCAACCUGCUAUGCUAACAGUAUACUUCAGUGCCUUUAUAUGAAUACUUCUUUCAGGGCUGGCAUAUUCUCUGUUGAGUCAGACCUUUUAAAGCAGCAUCCUGUUCUGGAUCAGCUUGCGCGAUUGUUUGCACAAUUGCACUCAAGCAAGAUGGCUUUUAUCGACUCAGCUCCUUUCAUUAAAACUUUGGAGCUGGACAAUGGUGUUCAGCAGGAUAGCCAUGAAUUCCUCACAUUAUUUCUCUCUUUGCUGGAACGUUCUUUAAGUCUUUCAAAGGUUCCCAAUGCCAAAACUGUUGUGCAAGAUCUGUUUCGGGGAACCGUAUCAAAUGUCACACGGUGCUCAGUGUGUGGGAAAGAUUCUGAAGCAUCGUCAAAAAUGGAAGACUUCUAUGAACUGGAGCUGAACAUUAAGGGUUUUGAUAAUCUAGAUGAAAGUCUAGAUGAUUACCUAAGCUUGGAAGAAUUGCGUGGAGAAAAUCAAUACUUCUGCGAGUCAUGUUUUACUAGAGUUGAUGCUACGCGUUGCAUAAAACUACGGUCACUCCCUGCGGUGCUUAAUUUCCAGCUAAAGCGUUAUGUUUUCUUGCCGAAGACAACAACAAAGAAAAAGAUAACUUCAGCAUUUAAGUUCCCUAGGCGACUAAAUAUGGGAAAAAGAUUGUGGGACCCCUCUGAAUCAGGUUUGAUGUAUGACCUUUCUGCCAUUUUGAUUCACAAGGGCACUGCUGUUAAUAGUGGACAUUAUGUUGCACAUAUUAAGGAUGAAAGCAGUGGGCAGUGGUGGGAAUUUGAUGAUGAGCAUGUUUCUAAGUUGGGUUAUCACCCCUUUGGAGAAGUCACCUCAAAUUCAUCUGCACCAAAGCCAAAGUUAAAUUGUUCCGGGCAAGUGGAAUCCAUUGCAAAUGGAAAACAUCUUAAAACUGACCAGACAACCGAUUCAGAUUUCAGCAAUCCUAUUCAUGAGAUAUUUUCUUCUACUGAUGCUUAUAUGUUGAUGUAUAAUCGUGUUACUGACAAGGAGACCAACAUCUAUCUGAACAGAAAAUGUGGGGCCAAUGAUAUGGACAUAGAUGUAAAGAACAGUUCUCUUCCACCUCAUUUGUCUAAUGAGAUUGAAGCGUUGAAUGCAUCAUAUGCCCAUGCUUGUGAAGACUACCAGCAUAGAAAAGAUAGGCAGGUGUCUUAUAUAACAGAACGUCGACAAGAAGUAAAAUCAGUUCUUUCAGAAGCCCCUGUUGACCCACUUGAAGAUUCAUAUUUUUGGGUUUCAACAGAAUGGCUUCGCCAGUGGGCAGACAAUAUUACUCCUCCCUGCCUUGACAACAGCUUAAUUCAAUGCAUACAUGGAAAAGUUCCUGUUUCAAUGGUUACAUCAAUGAAGCGUUUGUCAAAUACAGCUUGGCAGAAAUUGCUGUCUAAAUAUGGAGGGGGGCCAACAUUGAGCGGUGAUGAUUACUGCAUCGACUGUCUUAAAGAUAGGGCUAAGAAUGCAGCAUGUGCAGAUGAUUAUCGAGAUCGAAGAGCUUCUUUAAGGCAAGUGGCAGAGGCAGCCCUUGCUGGAGAUUGUCCAGAUGGUGCUUCAUAUUAUGUGUCUAAAACAUGGUUGGUGCAAUGGUUGCGUAGAAAAAAUGCUGAUUCUCCUUGUGAUGCUGAUGCUGGACCUACAGCCUCUCUUAGAUGCCCCCAUGGAAAUCUUCUUCCUGAACAGGCUGCUGGUGCAAAGCGUGUAGUGGUUCCAGAAAAUCUCUGGCUAUUUUUCUUUGAAAGUGCCAGUACAGUGAGACCUGAUGAUAUGUUGAAUUCUUCAGUCUUCCCUGCUGAUUCUGAACCAUGUGAAAUUUGCAGUAGGGAACUGACAGAAGUUGCAUGCAUGGAGGAUACCCUUAGGGAAGCCAAGCUUAAACAACGACAGAAUCAUGAUAAGUUAAUUUUGGGGAAAAGUUUUGCACUUUAUCCUGAUUGCAAAUACUUUUUAGUCCCUUCAUCAUGGCUAACGCAGUGGAGAGCUUAUGUCACUGCAACUGGGAAAAAUAUGUCUUCUUUUGCAGAACCUCAAAAUCUGGAAGUCACUAUGAAUUCACUUAUCUGUGACAAGCAUUCACGGUUGCUUGAAAGGGCACUUGAGCUAGUUUGCAAACGCGGUGUUAUCACCCAAAAGGUGUCAAGUACAGAUGGGUUAACACUUAUUCCAGAGAGUGAUUGGAUGCUCUUUUGUGAAGAGUGGAAUGUUUUGGAGGGAAAAGGCAUAUCUGCUGAAAUAGCUUUUUCUAACAGCACCACAAAUAAAUUAUCUGGAUCCUGUGGGGAGAUGCCAAUUUUGGAAGAAGAUUUGAACCGCUCAAUUGAUGAUGGAAAUGAUGAGUUGGAGUCUAAAAGACCUUUUAUUAUAACUCAUCCAGAGGUAUGCGAAGAUUGCAUUGGAGAAAGAGAAAGCUGCGAAUUGAUUAGGAAGCUCAACUAUUGUGAUGAAAAUAUAUGUGUAUAUCUUGUGCGUGGGAAAGAUGCUCCCAGAUCUAUUAAAGAAGCUUCUUUAAAUAUUUUUGAGCCAGAUCGUCGCACUUCCAAGCGUUCUAGGAAAACAUCAUUUGGGAAUUCAAUAAAUUUGAGAGUCUCUGGUACCACAUCUAUCUACCAGUUAAAAAUGAUGAUAUGGGAAGCUUUUGGGGUAUGUUAUUCAAUUAUAACAGUGUUGUUAAGGAGAACCAGAAGCUUCACAAAGGGACUGUAGAGAUUGAAGGUGAUUCUGCUACUCUUGCUGAUAAAAGUGUAUUCCCCGGAGAUGUCCUUUGGGUCACAGACUCUGAGAUCCAUGAGAAUCGUGAUAUAGCUGAUGAACUUUCUGAACAAAAGAUUGACUUGCAGCAAGCUGAGGAAGGCUUCCGUGGAACUCUCUUGACAUCGGAUGUGUCAGUUCAGGCCUUUCAGGAUACAUCAUCUGGUUGAUUGCUGUUUGUUUUGAACCAAGCGACUGGUGCUUCAACCUUUGCUAGUGACUUUCAGAAACAAGCAUGAUCCUGGGCCUUCAUGUUGGCUAUAUAAAGGUGUGUAAGAUUGAGGAACAUUGGAGGCACCAAGCUGGUUUACAUGUGUGGAGUUUACGGACUCCGCAUUAGGGCUUCGAUUCUUGUACUUAACUUGUGUGAGUUGUGAAAGCACAGGCUGCCAUUUUUCUACCUGACCUCUGUAAUUAACCAUCUCAAGAGAAGAAAUGAAGGGAGAUGGCUCUUCUAUAGUUGUUGUCAGGGGAUUUUGUUGCUUUACUCUCUGUGGCCAUAAUGCAUUUAUACUGGGGCUUCGAACUUUCUUACCGUUUA